Pocillopora verrucosa is the source of this 2414-nucleotide messenger RNA. Its product is annotated as high-affinity choline transporter 1-like. The record is from RefSeq and is a predicted model, not a curated record. Gene Ontology annotation, molecular function: choline:sodium symporter activity. Gene Ontology annotation, cellular component: plasma membrane. Gene Ontology annotation, biological process: choline transport; acetylcholine biosynthetic process; transmembrane transport. NCBI's taxonomy places the organism in Eukaryota, Metazoa, Cnidaria, Anthozoa, Scleractinia, Pocilloporidae.
ACCUCAGAGUCUCAGCACCAAUGGCGGAAAUUAAUAUUGCCGGCGCGAUUGCAAUCGUGCUCUUUUAUCUGGUAAUUCUUGGCAUUGGCCUGUGGGCUGUUCGUGGUAGGCGAAGAGACAAUGAGGAAGAGGCAAUGUUGGCAGGGAGAAGUCUAGGAUUGGUAAUAGGGACUCUCACUUUGACAGCAACAUGGGUCGGCGGAGGAUACAUCAAUGGUACAGCCGAGGUGCUUUAUGAUAAAAGCCUGGGACUAGUCUGGGCCCAGGCUCCUUGGUGCUAUGCUAUCAGCCUGGGGCUUGGUGGACUUCUGUUUGCAAAAGUCAUGCGAGAAAGAAAGUACGUUACCAUGAUUGACCCUGUUCAAGAGAAGUAUGGUGCGAUAAUGGGUGGGUUGUUAUACAUACCCGCCCUGCUGGGAGAGAUAUUUUGGUCUGGCGCCAUCUUGUCAGCUCUUGGUGCCACUGUGAGUGUUGUUAUUGGCUUGGAUCGCUUUACCUCCGUUAUUGUGUCUUCGUGUAUCGCCAUUUUCUAUACUCUUAUUGGCGGACUUUACUCAGUGGUUUAUACUGAUGUGAUUCAACUCUUCUGCAUCUUUAUCGGAUUGUGGCUCAGUAUUCCUUUCGCCAUGACACACAAAGCAGUGAGUAGCAUAUCUGAAGAUUCUGGGAAAUGGCUUGGAGAGAUUCCUACUGACCAGAUCGGAGUGUGGUUGGAUUAUGCGCUGUUACUGAUAUGGGGCGGCCUUCCAUGGCAAAUUUACUUUCAGCGCGCCUUGUCGUGCAAAUCACCAUCUACGUCUAGAACAGUCUCUUACACCGCUUCCAUUGGAUGUCUGCUUAUGGCCAUCCCUGCAGUGCUUAUCGGGGCCAUUGGUGCCUCGACAGAUUGGACCCAAACGUCAUAUAGACCAUUUGAGGGUGUUACCACCAACCAAACAGCCUCUGUAGAGCUUGAUAAAACAUUGAUCCUUCCCAUGGUGCUUCAGUACCUCACACCACCUGUUGUCUCAUUCAUUGGUCUGGGUGCUGUGUCUGCUGCAGUCAUGUCUUCUACCGAUUCCAGUUUCCUAUCUGUUAGCACCAUCCUGGCUCAUAACAUAUACAGGCCCAUCUUCAGAAAAAAGGCGUCUGAGAAGGAAGUCGUGUGGGCCAUGCGAGUCGCUGUCGUAAUAGUUGGCGCAGCUGCUACUGGAAUGGCUCUGUCAGUUGAAUCCAUCUACGCCUUGUUUCAUCUGUGCAGUGACCUGAUCUAUGUGGUCCUGUUUCCUCCGUGGUGUUUAUGUUUCUUUUGGAAAGACGUCAACACUUACGGCUCCGUUGUGGGUUACAUAGUAGGGCUCCUGCUACGCGUGGGGGGAGGGGAAGACAAAAUUGGUUUCCCCGCCUUCAUUAAAUACCCGUUUUAUGAUGAGGUUAAGGGUCAGUUGUUUCCAUUCCGCACGUUCGCUAUGAUCGUUACUUUUGUCAUUCUCAUUGUGGUGUCUUCUUUAACAAAAUACUUGUUUGAAGGGGACAUUAUACCCCUGAAGUAUGAUUUCUUGAACGAGUUCAAAACUUGCAACAUAGGAAAAGCGAAUGAAACAGGUCAUAGGCCAAUCGAGGGUAAAUACGUUAUGAAGGAGCGUGGAAAUUCUGAAAUAUGACGAAAUUUUACCUGUGUGUUGUUGUACCCUCUUUGUGCCUUUUUCAUCUUUUAUAAAAUACUUUAAGAUUUUUGGAUCCAAAAUUUUGGAGGACGCAGGGUGUGGUUACACUCUCUUUUGCUUUGUGUUAUGUUUCUUUUAAUUAUAUGCGGCGUAUAGUAUACUAUAAAUAGUACUAUAUACUAUUUACUUCCUUAAAGCACUAUGUACUAUUACCCUUUGUAAUUCAAGUGAUUCAGCUUUUCUUUGACAGGAGUGACUCUUUAUUAAUCAAAUUUAGUAUCCAGAAUCUUUGAUUGGGUAUAGGUCAUCGUUUUUCAACAAGACUCUUUUAUCAAGUUUCAUACCCGUGUAUUUAGUGUCAGAAAAUAAUUAUGGAAUCAAGGUAGUUUAUUUUCAACAUGGAAGCUUCACAGAGUGAUUCUUUUAAUGUGUUGUUUUCUUGAGAGUUUAUCGCUGCGACAUAAAUAAAGCUUUAUAUGAUUUCAGAUAGAGCUUGUUCAUUUCAUUCGAUUAAAAACUUAGAAAGGUUUUUUUAUAUAUUAGACAUAACAAAAAGUGUGGUUUUCAUUCAUGAAAAAUUUUAUUCGCAUUUAUUUACAGCAGGUUAAGUAACUUACUCGAACGUUAUGGAUAACACUAGUAUCAGAGUAUUAUCAUUACCCAGCAUGUGUAUUGAUUUAAUUCGAUUUUUCAGACGUUGAAACCGGAAUGGAAAUCGAGGUCCUGACGUCCUCUGCGCAAUCAAUAAAUAUAAUUCUUCUCUGUUUA